Messenger RNA from Varanus komodoensis (Komodo dragon), 3342 nucleotides. RefSeq names its product coiled-coil domain containing 120 (gene CCDC120). Bases 172 to 1884 code for a protein of 570 amino acids. The record is from RefSeq and is a predicted model, not a curated record. The transcript is spliced from 10 exons. Lineage: Eukaryota; Metazoa; Chordata; Lepidosauria; Squamata; Varanidae.
UUUCGGGAGCGGGGCUCCUUGCGGUUCCCGACCCUCAGUCGGGGCGGUGGAUCUCAGAUUAAAUUAAAGGCGGAGGUAGCCAACUGAGGUCCCCUGUCUGGGAGUUCCUGAUGGGUCUUUGAUCAAAGUAAUUACCCUCUGACGCAGGAGACAAACCGAUCUCUCCCAGACAUGGAGGUGAAGGGGCAGCUGAUGAACUCAACCAGCUACAGCUCUUCAGAGGCCUUGCAGCGGGAUGUCUGUCCCCGAAUUCGGCUGGAACGUGUGCAAGAACUCCUAGAGAAGCAGCGGUCACUUCAGCAGGUGCUCAGCCUACGUCUUAAGGAGUUACGCCGGGUCUGUCUGCAAGAAGCAGAGCUGACAGGAAAAUUGCCACCAGAGUAUCCACUGGAACCAGGAGAAAGACCCCAGCCUGUGCGGAGGAGGCCAGCGAUUGCCUGCCGAAUUUCCACUGCCCUAAUGAAUGAGGAAGCACCUUCCCUGGAGGAGCUGACGUGUGAGUUGGCACUACAGCAGCAGAUGGCAGAGGCUGCCCGGCGUCUUGCCAUUGCCCCUGACCUAACUGCAGAGCAGCGCCGACGCCGAAAGCAAGUCCAGACGGAUGCUGCUCAGCGCCUUCGGGAGCUCGAGGUGCAGGUCUUGGAGUGCCGGCUGCGGCUGGGCAAAGGGCCCCUGCAGAGGGGUGGCCAUGAAGAAGCUUUUCAUUCAGAGAGCAGCUCCCUCUCCGAAUCAGCCAGCCAUGAAAAUGGGGUUUGUGGCUGCUUCUAUCCUAUGCAUUGUGCUCUGUCCUUAGACGACCCACACAGCUUCCAUCCUUCCAAAGUCUCCAACCAUCAGGGGACUUUCUCUGAGCGACCUUCACCCCCUAAGGCCCGCGAUCACCUCCGGGCCAUCUCCAGCAGCCCCGACCGUCGGCCAGGAUGGCGCCUUUUGCAGCCAGAUCUAUACAGUGAUACAAAAGACCGUAGGAACUCUGUGGCCAGCCCUACCAGUCCAAACCGUACCCUCCCCAGGAGCGUGUCCAGCUUUGAGGGCCGGAGUGUCCCAGCUACGCCAGUGCUAGCCAGAAAUGCUUGCAGCGGAAGCCACCAGUUCAGGUCAGAGGCUCCAGGCCUCCAGCCCCGCCAGUGGUCAGGCAGUCACGAUUCCCAGCUCGGCCCCCCCAGCCGUGACACGAGUGCCGACCGGGCCUCUCUCUUUGCUGCUCGGACCCGCCGAAGCAACAGCUCGGAGGCCUUGAUUGAGCGGGCCCCUUCAGACGAGGCGCCCUUGCCUUCCGGCCCCCCUUUCAAAAGUGCUGAGGCCCUUACCCCUUCCCUCUCAGGCCGGAGCCCCCGCCCGCCCUACAGCGACCUGCUUCUGGACUAUUACCUGGAGCGAAGGUGCUGGGGCAGGGGUGAGCACCUGUCCCGCAGGGAUGGGCUGCCGCAGCCAGAGUGGGGGCCCUUUCCUGAGAGCCCCCAGCAGCGCCGAGCCCGGCCAGCAGCCCGCACGAAAUCCUGCGGCCCGCUCUUGCCCCCCCAGCCCCGGGAGGUCGGUUACGGCCCCCCGUUGCCCCCUCACCGUAACUUCCACAAAGCCCUGGCCCUGGAGGGCCUCAGGGACUGGUACCUGCGAAAUGCCGGAGUCAGCCAGCGCGCCGCACCGGAGAGGAGGGGAGCGCUUCUCUCUGUACACCAGCAGAUGCGCAGCUACUAUGAGCCAGUGCCCUCCAACCCGGAGAUGGGCUACUACGGGGGGCCAGGAGGACUGCCCCACUCUGUGAGCUAUGCUGGGCAGCCGCUCUAUGGCAGACCUUUUGGGGAGCUGCUUUACAUGGAUGACUCUGCAGGCCCCUACAACUCGGACUCCGCAGAGCGCCAACCCCCUGGGACACUGGUCUGACCCCUGCUUUUUUCCCCCAAGGGGAACUGGAGUUCUUUUUCAUUCUAUUUUUCUUUCCUCGCUGGUGCCUCUUUUGUGUGGGUAGGGGUUGGGGGUAGGGAUUCCCUGCUGGCAGGGUGUGUGCACGUGUGCAUGUGUGUGAGAGAGAGGAUGGAUUGUUGCAUGUCACAAUGGACACAACUGGGGGGCAGGAAUGUGUCCUCAGUUCUUCCUACACAUGGUUAGCUCCCCCCCACAAAAAUUGCAAUAUUUGGGACAUGUGUUUGCACUGCCUCACCUUCACUCCCUUGUGAAAGGGCUUUACUGCUGCGGGUUGGGCCCUCUUUGGAUGCCUGGAGAACCGUGCAACAGGGCCAGCGCUGCCCUGGCUCUUUGGCUUCGGUGUGGCAUCGUAAACGCAAAAUCCUGGAAUGUAUAAUCAGAGGUGUGUGUAUAUUUGUGUGUUGUGAAAUGUUAAAUAGCACAGACCUGCCAUCUUGCUAAUGAACAUCAGUCCUGUGAAAACAAGAGCUGGGAGGUGGGGGGAACCUUGUAGUCCACAGACCUCCUGCUGCCCCAGUACUGAGCAACUUCUGUUUAUACCCUAAAUCUGUGUUCCCUUCAUACUCCAGCAUCACUUUUGCCAGGCCCAGAGAAAGGACAGGAUGAGGAGAAAAUCCACAGGACGUUCUCAGGACCUGGUCACUGGGCAUGCCUUAUGAGCAAAUGUCUCCCUGUUGAGUGAAGCACUCCAUGGGUGGUGCACGCCCUAAUUUACUGGCUUUGGUGCAUUUGAAUGCUGACAUAAGGGUGGAGGGUCAGGAUGUAUCGUCUGAAGAGCUAGUCUGUCAGGACUUUUCCACCCUUUACUGUGGAAUCCCUGGGCUGUUUCCCCCAGCAGAUGGGCCUGAGGGCUUCCCAAGACACUCUGUUUCAGAGGUAGGCACACAUGCUUCACGUGGGAUGUUGGAGGAUGCCGGAGUUCUGCAGAGGGUUCCCACACCAAGCAUAAUGCAUAGAGCUGCCCUUGAUACUUAUUGCAAGCAGCACAGCCACAAACCUGUUCACACCCUUUCCCCGUUUCCUUAUUUUACUCUGUCACUCACCUAUCAAGGUGAGCCCUUCCCAAACCCACCCCUGCCUUGUUUAAAACAAUAAGUUAGAAAAGUGUGACAGUUUUUCCUCCUCCUCACAAUUGCACAACAAGAAAUGGUCAUUGUUUAAACUCUGCUUUUGACAAUUGAGUCCAUACGAAAGGGGGCUGGGGGUAAGGUGUGGGGAGGAAGAGGAGGAGGAGAGAGAGAAUGCUGCAGACUCUCUUCUCCCUUCCUUCCAGGAAGGAAUAAGGGCCAUAUCAGCGUCACUGUCUUGUGUGUCUUUUUAAUAUACACUACUGUACAGAUUGUAUAUGGGGGUCUGAAUGUAAAACAAAGCACUGUGCAUAUGAAAAGGUUUCUAUAAUAAAGAUUGUAAAGGUGA